AUGGAGUAUCAAAGGUGGUUGACUAAACUGUUGGGGUUCGAUUUUGACAUCCACUACAAGCCAGGAUUGGAAAACAAAGCAGCUGAUGCCUUGUCGAGAAAGGAAGUGGUGCCAUCCUUGUUCGCUCUAUCCGUUCCUGCUGCCAUUCAACUGGAAGAGAUAUGCGUAGCAGUGGACAGAGACCCCGAAUUGCAGAAAGUCAUAAAGGAAUUGUCAGCAGAUAAGGCGACUCAUCCGGAUUACUCGAUGGUACAAGGGAGGCUGCUGCGACAGGGAAAGCUGGUAAUACCAAAAGGGUCUCUUAUUACUGGAUUAAUCAUGAGGGAGUUCCAUGAUGGAAAACUUGGAGGCCAUGGGGGCGUGUUAAAGACGCAAAAACGCAUUGCCGAACUGUUCUACUGGACAGGUAUGCUGCAAGACAUCAAGCAGUACGUCGCGGCUUGUCAGCCCUUGCCAGUGCCUCAAAGAAUUUGGGAGGACAUAUCCAUGGACUUUGUAGAAGGCUUGCCCAAAUCAGGAGGCUACAAUGCGGUGCUGGUUGUGGUGGAUCGCCUAUCCAAGUACAGCCAUUUUUUGAAGCUCAAGCACCCCUUUACAGCAACUGAAGUAGCCAAUCUGUUCAUACAAGAGAUUGUCAAGCUCCAAGGAUUUCCAAGGACAAUCGUCUCGGACAGGGACAAGGCAGUAUAUGGCAGGGAACCUCCAACCUUGGUAAAAUAUGAGGACGGGUCUACUUCUAAUGUUGGGUUGGAACAACAAUUGAAGGAGAGGGAUGCAGCCCUAGCUCUCAUCAAAAGCCAUUUACACAAGGCUCAACACAGGAUGAAGAAGAAAGCAGAUGAGCAUAGAAGGGAGGUUGAGUUCGCAGUGGGAGACAUGGUUUUCUUGAAAAUGAGGCCCUACAGACGCAAAUCACUAGCUCGCCGUGUUAAUGAAAAGCUCUCUGCUCGCUUUUAUGGACCAUAUCAGGUGGAAGCACGCGUGGGGAAGCUGGCUUACCGCCUGAAGUUGCCAACAGAGGCUAAAAUACACCCUACAUUCCAUGUAUCCCAGUUAAAGAAAGCAGUGGGGAAUCAGCAAGUGGUGGUGUCUGUUCCGGCUCAACUCACUGAGGAAGGAAUCUUGAACGUGGAACCAGAGGCAGUUCUAGGCUUCAGACAACACCCAGUCUCAGGUCAGCAGGAGGUUCUCAUUCAAUGGAAGGACCUACCGGAUUAUGAGAACUCCUGGGAAUGGGGAUCAACCAUUCAAGGUCAGUUCCCAACAUUUGAUCUUGAGGACAAGGUGAAUUACAAAGGGGGCGGUAAUGAUACAUUGUUGGGCCAGCGACCUCCCAUUCUGCACCAGGAUAAGAGAAGGAACAAGGCCAGAACCCAAGUUCAAGCCCAUCAGGCUUAA
Messenger RNA from Capsella rubella, 1398 nucleotides. RefSeq lists its product as uncharacterized. Bases 1 to 1398 code for a protein of 465 amino acids. Gene Ontology annotation, biological process: DNA integration. The transcript is spliced from 3 exons. Gene Ontology annotation, molecular function: nucleic acid binding. The record is from RefSeq and is a predicted model, not a curated record. Lineage: Eukaryota; Viridiplantae; Streptophyta; Magnoliopsida; Brassicales; Brassicaceae.